Messenger RNA from Lecanosticta acicola, 769 nucleotides. NCBI's taxonomy places the organism in Eukaryota, Fungi, Ascomycota, Dothideomycetes, Mycosphaerellales, Mycosphaerellaceae. The record is from the annotation of a GenBank genome assembly.
AUGGCACUGAAUCCUUCGCCUCAAGAGGCUCAAGAAGAGUAUGAAAUCUAUAGGAGCACUUAUUCAGUGAUAUGAGCAGUCACUGAUGAUGUUCAGAAAUCUACUCAACGCGAAUGUCGUCGCAGCCGAGACCAAAGGACUUUGGUGCGGCUCACCUGGAUAGAAAGCCUAUCCCUCGUAGGGAGGACUAGCAACGUACCUGCUGACAAAUUGUAGCAGUGGAUCCGACGAAGAAGAAGAAUCAGCAGCGCGCCGUGUACUGUUCACUACCGAGCUACUCGAGAAGAUACUCUUGCAGCUCCCGGUAAAGAGUAUGUUCGGCGUCCAACGAACCUGCGGAAAGUUCAGAGAUACGACACGGGGAUCAAAGCACCUCCAAUACGCCAUGUUUCUCGUUCCCGACACGGAGUACGAUCCGGAACAAGUCAAUCCGAUAAUGCGCCAGCUGGCUUACCGAGGGCAGCGUGGCAAGAAGACAGUGUACAUCUGCUUCACCGGAGAGUCCUCCGCAUCUCGCAUCCCCACUUUCGAGUUCUCCCUUGUCUCCGAAGCAGACUACGAGCAAUAUCACAGCGAGAAGUCGGUCGUCUCGCACGGAGUAGGAGAAGUCACCGAGUCUUGGAGGAGGAUGUACGUUGUCCACAGUACGAAUUGCUUCUUCGUGAAGCUCAGGUAUCCUCCUAUGCCUAUAGCUGUACAAGGCCGCCCGGCAUGCACGCAACUCGGAGAGCUAUUCGAUACUAUGUCUAGUCGUGUCCUUCACUCUUGA